AUGGCUCCACCCUCUUACCAAGAUAUUCCCCUCGGAAACAUGUCGACAGGCCAGCCGGGGGUUGCACAGAGAGGAGGUGGGCGCGGGAUCGAGUUCUUCAAGCCGCGAAAUGGCUUCAAAGUCUACAACCGCGUUCUUCUUGGAGUCGCUGUCGUCUUCAUGGCUGCUAUGAUCGCCCUCGGGGUCGCCCUAGGCCAGGAGAAAGCACUAAAUGAUAAACUUGCACCCUUUUACAGCGGCACGACCCCUGUCCUCGGUAUCACUGGUAUGGACUUGUGGAAUAGCACAGAUUGUACCACCCCCAAUGGAAACUGCACUGCUCUCCUCUCUAUGACCCAAGUCAAUUCCUGCUUCCAGCUCGUCUGGGAUGUCUGCCACGCAAAGUACGACAACCACACCCAUCCGAUUCCAGCGAGGAACGCCUCUGUCUUCGCCAACAACCCCCAGUGCACCCAGGUGCUUUUCAUGAUGCACUGCCAAUGGGAAUCGACGGGUCCCCAAAAUGUCCCAUGCGCAGCCAUGAUGCCGUUCUGCGACGAUGAAUUCAUUCCUCAGCCGGAAUGA
Molecule: messenger RNA, 564 nt
Organism: Hyaloscypha bicolor E
Lineage: Eukaryota; Fungi; Ascomycota; Leotiomycetes; Helotiales; Hyaloscyphaceae
Exons: 1
Coding region: 1-564 (187 amino acids)
Source: RefSeq, a predicted model, not a curated record